Messenger RNA from Marmota monax (woodchuck), 660 nucleotides. It is a transcript of the gene Pydc1, whose product is annotated as pyrin domain containing 1. The transcript is spliced from 3 exons. The record is from RefSeq and is a predicted model, not a curated record. Lineage: Eukaryota; Metazoa; Chordata; Mammalia; Rodentia; Sciuridae. The coding region runs from base 106 to 375 and encodes 89 amino acids.
CUCCCUAAGACGUCCUCUCAGGCGUAGUCCGACUGGUGCGGGACAGACAAGUCCGGAGGCUCAAGGAGCUGGCUUUCGGAGGUUCAGAGGUUGCAGAGCUGAGCCAUGGGGAAGAAACGCGACGCCAUCCUGGAGGCAUUGGAGAACCUGACCACGGAUGAGCUCAAGAAGUUCAAGCUGAAAGUGGGGGCGGUGCAGCUGCGCGAGGGCUGUCGGAACAUCCCGCGGGGGGCGCUCCUGCCGCUCGACUCAGUGGACCUCACCGACAAGCUGGUGGCCUUCUACCGUGAGGACUACGCAGCAGAACUCACCGCAGCCGUGCUGCUGGACAUGGGCAUGCAGGAAGAGGCGACGAGACUUAAGGGGGUUGCAUGAGUCUCCAGCACCAAGGAUUCAUUCAUUCUAUAAAAGAUGGGCGAGUUUGGGAGUUCUGGAGUCAUCAGCAGAGGAGACUGGGGGCUAAGAAGAGGAGCAACAAAAUGCUGAUGAAGCACCCACCCCCACCCCGGCCCACGCAUACACAACAGUAGGGGAAGACAAUGACUUCUCCUCAGCAGGUCUCCUCAGCAGAGAUCAAUCUAGGAAUCCGCCCUUGCCUCCAGACUCCGCUUCCCCCAAACCUGCACCUGUCGUAUAUAACCCAAUAAAUACUUCAAGACA